AUGGGUAAUGAUGGAGGUACUAUAGCCAAGAGACAGGACAUCUUAUCUUUGCAUUCCCAAGGUAUCCGAGAUGCGCUGUCUCAUGGCAUAGAAGCAGUCGAAGACAAGGAGAGCACAAUGUUGACGACUUGUGCCAUCUCAUCGCUUCCUCUUUAUAACAAUAAUGAGGAGCUGCCAGUGGUUGGUGACUACAAAGGUAAGCUCUUUUUAAAAGAAAAGAUACUUGAAUACUUGAUAGCGAAGCGUAUCGCAAAAAACGAUGUGAACAAAAGAUUCGAACAUAUUAAUACGAUGAAUGAUUUAUUAGAACUAAAAUUGACAUGGAAAGAGCACGAGGGAAAUCAAAUGCUUGAAUGUCCUAUCACAUUAGGAGUCAAAAUACGUGGUAUGGUGUUUGCUUAUCCAAGAACUUGUGGUUGCGUGAUGUCUUACAAAGUGUUGGCAAAGCUUCUAGAACAAAGUGAAGGCUCAAAAAUAUACUGUCCAUGCUGCAACAAACCCAUGCCUCUUAAACAUAGCAUUGUCAUUAUUAAUCCGAUGGAAAACAGUGAAUACAGUGAAAUAAAUAACGAGAGCUACGAAUACACAAAAAAUCAUUUAAAACUCACGCAUUCAAUGAAACCAAUCAAGCAUAAGAAAAGAUUAAAAAACCAAUCUGAUAAGAAAAGUGAAACUAAUGUUUCAAAUCCAAAAAAACAGAAGACAACUACAUAG
Messenger RNA from Priceomyces carsonii, 714 nucleotides. RefSeq lists its product as uncharacterized. Gene Ontology annotation, cellular component: nucleus. The record is from RefSeq and is a predicted model, not a curated record. Bases 1 to 714 code for a protein of 237 amino acids. Gene Ontology annotation, biological process: site-specific DNA replication termination at RTS1 barrier; mitotic DNA replication termination. Lineage: Eukaryota; Fungi; Ascomycota; Pichiomycetes; Serinales; Debaryomycetaceae. The transcript has a single exon.